AUGUCACAACCUUGCGAAGGCUGUACCUGCGGCAGGGCUCAAGAAGCUUUAGCCGCUACCUCUGGUUCUGGUCCUCGACAACUUCGUUCUUUCACUUCCCCCGCAGAGGCCGACCCUAAUGCUACCGAGGGUAUAGAGCCAGCUGUGCCUCUGAGGUCGAAGAAAUGGUUCAAUGAUCCUACGGAUCUUGAACUUGCAAAAAGGGUCAGAGAUGGUAUUAUUGCUGCCGGUGGUACACCCCUGGAAUUCCCUUGUCAUCCUAUUCAAGAGACUGGCAAAAGACCUACAGCAAGUCUUGAUCGAAAUUUGUCGUACCUAUCGCUAGUAGAAGUACUGUUCGGAUACCCUUUGGAUGGUGUGGUGCUCUUGACAGGAUGUGAUAAGACUACCCCAGCUUUACUUAUGGCUGCCGCUACCGUUAACAUUCCCGCCAUUGCUAUGAAUGUCGGCCCGAUGUUGAAUGGAUACAGUGGUCAGAAGUUGAUAGGAUCCGGAGGAGUUGUUUGGGAGAGCAGAGCCCAAUUAGCUGCUGGGGAGAUCACCGAAGCAGAAUUCCUGCAUCACGUAGCGUUGUCGGCUCCUAGUGCGGGACACUGCAACACGAUUGGUACUGCGUCUACCAUGAACGCCAUGGCUGAAGCUUUGGGUAUGGCUUUACCAGGAAGUGCAUCCAUUCCAGCGGUAUACAGAGAAAGAGGUGCCUGUGCCUAUGCAACUGGUCUCCGAAUCGUUCAGCUGGUCCGAGAAGAUGUCAAACCUUCGGAUAUCAUGACAAAAGAGGCUUUCGAAAAUGCGAUUGCCUGUUGCGCCGCUAUUGGAGGCUCAACCAAUGCCCCUAUCCACUUGAAUGCCAUAGCUAAACACGUGGGAGUACAGUUAGAUUCCGAUGAUUGGGAAAGAGUAGGGUACAAGCUACCUCUGAUUUUGAAUGUACAACCUGCCGGACAGUGGCUGUGCGAAGAAUAUCAUAGAGCUGGUGGUUUACCAGCCAUCGUGGCCGAACUGCUCGAGCAUGACGCACUACCCCAUCCCUCCGCUCUUACAGUGUCUGGUAAAUCCAUCGGCGCCAAUUGCCGAGGUGAUUUAUCCCAAGAUCGACGAGUGAUCGUGCCAUUCGACAAACCCCUAAUGGCAGAAGCCGGAUUUUUACAUCUCAAAGGAAGCUUGUUCAACAGUGGUAUCAUGAAGACCUCCGUUAUCUCCAAGGCAUUCCGAGAACAGUACUUAUCUAACCCCAAUGAUCCGAUGGCUUUCGAAGGUCCGGUAGCUGUGUUUGACGGACCAGAAGAUUACCAUCACCGAAUUGAAAAAUCACCCAAUAUUGGUCCAGGUACAAUCCUCAUCAUGAGAGGAGCAGGUCCGGUAGGGUACCCUGGAGCGGCCGAAGUGGUCAAUAUGAUCCCACCAGGUGAAUUGAUCAAGAAAGGAAUCGAAUUACCUUGUAUCGGUGACGGUCGACAGAGCGGUACGAGUGGAAGUCCAUCUAUUCUGAAUGCUAGUCCCGAAGCAGCAACUGGUGGUAUGUUAGGCUACCUGAAAGAUGGGGAUAGAGUUAGAAUUGAUUUACUCAAGCGGACUGCGGAUGUUCUGCUGAGCGAAUCUGAGAUCGAAGAGAGAAAGAACGAAGUGGGUUCAUAUCAGUUCCCCAAGAGUCAAACACCUUGGCAAGAGAUUUAUAGAGGAUCAGUAUCGGAGUUGAGUGAAGGUAUGGUAAUCAAGAGCGCAGUCAAGUAUCAACGUCUGGCUCAAACUCAAGGUAUCCCAAGACAGAAUCAUUAG
Messenger RNA from Kwoniella mangroviensis CBS 8507, 1779 nucleotides. RefSeq lists its product as uncharacterized. NCBI's taxonomy places the organism in Eukaryota, Fungi, Basidiomycota, Tremellomycetes, Tremellales, Cryptococcaceae. Gene Ontology annotation, molecular function: hydro-lyase activity. The coding region runs from base 1 to 1779 and encodes 592 amino acids. The record is from RefSeq and is a predicted model, not a curated record. The transcript is spliced from 6 exons.